CUAGCCCAACCUGCUAUACCAUCCCUUUCCUCAUCAUUUGCAAUUCAGCAUUCGUAUCAUCUUAGCUUCGAUUCUCAAGCUGGAACUUGCCGCGUCGUUCUUGCAGGUCGCGCUCAAACGCUUGCAACUCUGCCGACCUCGAUCUUCGCAAGCACGAGCACACGAGGGAAGAACCCUAUCAAUCGAUUUCGUGAACGGCACGGACCGACCAACUUUAUUAUACCAACACAGCCCCCUGCAAUCAAUCUUGAUUUCCUCUUGACUGCCGUACCCCUUUCAUUCCGCCCUCAGGAUGAAAUCGCUUCGCCGUUCCCUCAACUCAGACAAGUCCAACAAGGAUCAAGGUCAUUCCGUCACCGGACCUCUCCCUACCCCUCUUUCCGCACCCAUCAUGGGAGGCUACGGCGAUCCGACGCUAUCUCGACCAUCAGCCAAGGUCGCACCGCCUCAAAAGGUCAUCAAGGCUACGCAUAGCUAUCAGAGCACCGUCCCCCAGAUCUUGAGUUAUCAGAAAGGGGACUUUUACUACGUCACGGAUGAAUACCCGGGAGAUUCUGUACAGCCGGAAGGAUGGUACGGGGCACUGAAUCCUCUAAGCAACUCGAGAGGUCGCGUGCCGAAAGCUCAUUUCGAAGAGUUCAAGAAGGGAGGACGGACAGGCCAUACGGCCAACGGUUCCAUCGACAACUCUCGACCUCAAUCCCCUAAUACCUUUACCCCUUAUGCCAUGUCCCGCCAACCCUCCCAAGCUCCCAGUUUGCGUUCGAACGGUUCAUCAGCUCCCUCGGGUGGAUAUUCGCAAGGUCACCAGCGUCAACAAUCGAUCGGGAUGCAAUAUCAGGGGUAUAGCGGGGCGUCGGUCACGUCGGGAAGUGCGAGCUCGUCUUCUGGUGCAGGAGGGGAGAAAAAGGGUCAACCGCUGUAUGCAAUCGUGCAGUAUGAUUUUGCUGCUGAACGGCCGGACGAGUUGAAUGCGAGGGCAGGGGAGCCGAUCAUCGUUAUCGCUCAGAGUAAUCACGAGUGGUUCGUGGCCAAACCUAUCGGUCGCCUAGGCGGACCGGGACUCAUCCCCGUGUCCUUUGUCGAGAUUCGAGACCCCGUGACGUCCCGUCCGAUCGAAAACGUGGCCGAACUCUUACAACAAGGUAGCGUACCCCAAGUCGACGCUUGGAAAAAGGCAGCCGAGGAUUACAAGGCGGCGAGCAUCCCACUGGGAUCGUUCGAUUAUCCUCAAUCUGGUCAGGGUCGACAUCAGGCGGACGGGUCUGAUCGGGGUAGUUUCUCCCGAGGAACACCGGAGAGGAAGGAGAGCGCGGACGAGGGUGCCAAGACGGACGUUCAGUUGAGGGACGGGGAGAUCAUCUCGACGCACGUCAAGUCGUUCCACUACGAGGCGGAAGCGUAUUGGUUCAGGAUCAACGCGCUCUUCCUGCCUGACGACCCGGACGCACAGGCCGUCUCGCUCGUACUCUACCGGCUGUAUGAGGAUUUCUACAACUUCCAAAUCACCCUGCUUGACCUUUUCCCCAAAGAAGCCGGGCGGGGAGGAUCGAGGGAUAGUUACCAAAGCGGUACUGCACCGGCAGAGAGGAUCUUGCCGUACAUGCCUGGACCGCUCGAGCAGGUCGAUGUCGAUAUCACCAAUACGAGACGAGAAGAUUUGGACACGUACCUGAGGGAACUGUUGGCACUGCGGAACAUGAACGCCGAGUACAUCUUACGGCACGAACACGUACUCGGAUUCUUUUCCCCCGGUCCUGGUGACAUGAUGGAGAACAUCUCCAGGAGGCAAGCGGAUACGAUGGCCGCCGAGGUCGCAGCGACCCAAGCAGCCGACGCCGAGAAUUACAGACAGAACGCUCAAUCGGACGUUCAUGGUAGUGGUGGAGCCGAUCGACGGUCAGGCGAGUUGGAAGAUCGGUUAGGCGACCUCCACGUCGGUUCGAGGAACAGCUCGAGCACGGGUCGAGGGUCUCCGAUCACCCCGAGUGAACAAGCGUUCUUUGGCAAUGGGAACGCCAGGACGAGCAUGAACGGCUCAGGGUCGGGUUCGGGGUCUGGACACGUCCCGCUCCGCAGUUCGAGGUUGUCUUCCAACGCUUCGGCACAACAUCUGGCGAGAGGGGGAUCGCCCGCAUCGUCGAACGGGCCUGGAGGUGUAGCGUCGCCGCCUACGGGGACGAGGGGCUUGCCCUCGCCCUUCUCACCGGGGAUGGCUACCGGUUCGACAGCCUCCUCGUUCGGAUCCGGGUCGGCCAUACCAGGUGGCGGACGACUGAGCGGUAACCCGAAUCACAACGGUGGAAAUGUCCCGCUGCCUCACCAAACGUCAUCCCCUGCAAGCGGGACGAGUACCGCCGCUGCCAACGGCCCGGCGUUCAUCAAGAUCAAGAUCCUCGAUCGGAAUACGGACGACAUGAUCGCCAUCCGAGUCCCACCUCGGGUGACGUACGACCAGCUGGUCGACAAGGUCAGGGACCGUCUCGUCGCCCAGGUAUCACGGUUGCAGUACCGGAAUGCGGCUGGCGGGGAGGAGUUUUCGGACGUGUUGGACGAUCGGACGUUGAGAGAGUGGUUGGACCGGGAAGACAAAUUGGUGCUUUACGCCGAGUAGUCGUCGGCCUGCUCGGAUUCAAAUUGCCCGAGUCGAGCCUUUGGUCGGGACGGCUCUCUUUUCUGCGCCAGGAUGGCGUCCACCUCUUUCUCUCUUCGUAUUUUCGUUUCACCCUUCAAUUUCGAACGUGGUCAUCGUAUCAUUCGCUCUUUGUUCCGUCAUGUGUUUAUCGUCUCGUCAAGUUUGUGUUGUAUCUAGGCAUUGCCAUUCCGCCAACGAUCGUGAAACAUCUUGCCGCUGAUUGCCGUCGUCGAGGUUGAUGGAUGGUGGCGAUUACCCGAUUGGGGUUUUAGGUACCGGGCAGACGGUUUACGACGAGUCUCGGGUCAAAGAUCUCUCUGCCCUCGGAG
This is a messenger RNA of Filobasidium floriforme, 2964 nucleotides long. RefSeq names its product protein scd2/ral3. Gene Ontology annotation, molecular function: protein binding; phosphatidylinositol binding. Gene Ontology annotation, biological process: conjugation with cellular fusion. Gene Ontology annotation, cellular component: mating projection tip. The record is from RefSeq and is a predicted model, not a curated record. NCBI's taxonomy places the organism in Eukaryota, Fungi, Basidiomycota, Tremellomycetes, Filobasidiales, Filobasidiaceae. The transcript has 5 exons. Bases 293 to 2614 code for a protein of 773 amino acids.